Messenger RNA from Periophthalmus magnuspinnatus, 2144 nucleotides. It is a transcript of the gene prpsap1, whose product is annotated as phosphoribosyl pyrophosphate synthetase-associated protein 1. The record is from RefSeq and is a predicted model, not a curated record. Gene Ontology annotation, biological process: purine nucleotide biosynthetic process; 5-phosphoribose 1-diphosphate biosynthetic process. Gene Ontology annotation, molecular function: ribose phosphate diphosphokinase activity; magnesium ion binding. NCBI's taxonomy places the organism in Eukaryota, Metazoa, Chordata, Actinopteri, Gobiiformes, Gobiidae. Gene Ontology annotation, cellular component: ribose phosphate diphosphokinase complex; cytoplasm. The coding region runs from base 314 to 1426 and encodes 370 amino acids. The transcript is spliced from 12 exons.
CAGUCGUGUUACCUGCAUCUGUGUGACAGGUGCUAACUGUCCCUCUGUCCGUCCGAUCAAGACAAGAAACAGCCAUUUCAACAAGGAAAUGUCUGGUUAAUCUGCUGUUAAUGUUGUAGACGUAAUAGUUUGGCGUUUUGGAGCAGUUUGUGCGGUUUAGCUAUAUGUUAGCUAGUGUAAACCGGUUAGCUUAUGCGCUGCUAAACAAAACAACGGCAGUUACCAAGAAAUUCUGCCGAAAACUGAAACUGUAAAGGUGCUAUAGCGGGAGUUUUCGUCAUUUUCUUUAUUUAUCCAAUUGCACACAGCCAAGAUGAAUGUUCCCAAAACUGGUUACCGCGUUUUUUCCGCAAAUUCGUCCGCAGCGUGCACAGAACUGGCCAAAAAGAUAACCGAGCGACUUGGAGUUGAACUUGGGAAAUCUGUGGUAUUUCAAGAAUCCAACAGAGAGACUAGAGUGGAUGUCAAGGAGUCUGUACGUGGCCAGACCAUUUUUAUCAUCCAGACUAUCCCCAGAGAUGUUAACACUGCCAUCAUGGAGCUGCUGGUCAUGGCCUACGCUCUCAAAACAUCCUGUGCAAAGAACAUCAUCGGAGUCAUUCCAUAUUUUCCCUACAGCAAACAGUGCAAGAUGAGGAAGAGGGGCUCCAUCGUGUCCAAACUGUUAGCGUCCAUGCUAGCUAAAGCUGGACUAACUCACAUUAUAACCAUGGACCUACACCAGAAGGAAAUCCAAGGCUUCUUCAGCUUUCCUGUGGACAACCUGCGUGCCUCCCCAUUUUUGAUACAGUACAUUCAAGAGGAGAUUCCAGAUUACAGAAAUGCAAUAAUUGUUGCAAAGUCACCAGCAGCAGCCAAGAGAGCGCAGUCGUACGCAGAGCGUCUCAGGCUGGGGCUGGCUGUGAUCCAUGGAGAGGCUCAGUGCUCCGAGUCAGACAUGGCCGAUGGCAGACACUCCCCUCCCUGUGUGCGAAACACCACCGGACACACUGGCCUUGAGCUGCCCUCAGGCAAACAACAAGCUCCGUUCCCUGGCAUAGAGCUCCCAAUGAUGAUGGCCAAAGAGAAGCCUCCCAUCACUGUAGUCGGAGAUGUUGGAGGAAGAAUUGCCAUUAUAGUGGAUGACAUUAUAGACGACGUGGGAGACUUUGUUGCGGCCGCAGAGAUCCUCAAAGAGAGAGGAGCCUAUAAGAUCUACAUCAUGGCCACACAUGGUUUACUGUCUGCAGACGCUCCCCGACUCAUAGAGGAGUCUGCCAUCGAUGAGGUGGUGGUGACCAACACUGUGCCACAUGAAGUCCAGAAGCUGCAGUGUCCCAAAAUAAAGACGGUGGACGUGAGCAUGAUCCUCGCUGAGGCCAUCAGACGCAUCCACAACGGAGAGUCCAUGGCCUACCUGUUCCGUAACAUCACGACGGACGACUAGACCUGCGGAGUAAUUCCUUCUACUGCCAGUGGAUGGCGACCUAACCCCAGUUCCCAGUACAGGGAGUGCACUGGUAGGAACAUGGCGUCUAUUACCUGUAAAUAGCUGCUACAACUUACAACUAAAAUGCCAAAGCAAAAGAUAAGAUGAGAUAUGCCUUUAUUUAAAAGUACUCGAGUGUGUGAUUAAAGGCCAAUAACAACACAAAUAUGACAAUGAUCAUAUCAGGGGCUGCUAAGCCUCAGUUUGAAUAAUUUGUUCAUUAUGAUUAACUCUGUGUUCACGCUUUAUUAAGACUAAUUAACAUGUAGUUAUUUAUGUGUUUUGUGUCAUAUAAAACACUAUUAAAUAAGUACAUUCUAAUUGACAGAUGGCGGUUGCUACUUUUUUGUGAGUAUUUCUGUGCUCAGGGAUAUUCUAAGCCAUUUGUGUGUUUUGUGUCACUGUUCUUUUGUUGACAUUUAAAACUUGUCCUUCCUCUGUCUAAACUUCUUCAUUUUCUUGUAUUAACAGUCUCAGAUUCCUCCUGUCAGAUGGCGCAGGUGGUACAAGGUUGUAUUUUUGAUAUAUAUUUUUUUUUCUUCCCCAUUCUGUCACUGCACCAGCUCUUGAUCUAUUCUGGUCAUUGUCAACUGUCAGCCAGUCUGUAUUUUUCCAAGUCCUACAUUUCAGAGAUUUGUCUGCUGUUGUACGUCAAAAUAAAAGCGUUUGAGCUGCA